Elaeis guineensis (African oil palm) is the source of this 931-nucleotide messenger RNA. RefSeq lists its product as uncharacterized. The record is from RefSeq and is a predicted model, not a curated record. NCBI's taxonomy places the organism in Eukaryota, Viridiplantae, Streptophyta, Magnoliopsida, Arecales, Arecaceae.
GUAAAGUAUUCCAUUUUUGCUAGAAGAAACCGAACAGCAAAUCUUCCCGAUUCCAUCCCCUCCGCGAGGAGAGCUUCCUGCCGGCCGCUGUUCGUUCAGCUCUGGCUCUCCGGUGAGAAAAAAGUAUCAAGGAAGGAAGCAAGAAUUUUAAGAACAAAAUGCCGGCAAUUUCGACACCGAAUUCCGUCGCAAGCGCUUGCCUCGUUACCUCCUUGCGUCCCUCCCUCCCAGCGAAUCCGGGUUGGCUUCUCGCCUUCUGCCCUCCCCUUUUCUCGGAAUUCCCUUCUCGUCCCCAGACCCUAGCUCUCUCCCUUAGGAGGAGGAGAGGAACCCCAGUCUCCUCGAACGCCUCGUCUGCGGAGCUCUCCGCCGCCGAGGAGGAUUGGCUCAAGAAGCUCCCGGACAAAAAGAAGCCGCUCUACUCCCACAGCCUCCCCUGUAUAGAGGCGUGGCUGAAGAACUUGGGAUUCCACAAGAGCCGGGCGGACCGGGCGGUGUGGUUCGUGGAGAAGCCCAAUUGGCACGCCCAACUCUCCCUCGAUGUCACCGAUCUCUACAUUAGGUACCUGAAGAGUGGACCUGGAGAUCUUGAGAAGGAUGUGGAGAGGAGAUUUAGCUUUGCAUUGAAUAGAGAGGACAUCGAAAAUGCAAUACUUGGUGGACCAUGAAAACAAGAUGGGUCAUUGAUGUAUUUCCUUGUGAGUCAAGACAGGACUUGAAGUCAUCAAGAUUUUGGACUGUUUUGAGUGUAUGUUCCUCUGAUACUUAGCACCUCAUGUUUCUCAUAUCUCAAACAAUUGAUCUGUAAACUUCUAUGUAUAUGUCCUCUCAGAAAACUUCUAUGUAUUCGUUCUAUGUAUAUGUCCUCACAGAAAAACUUCUAUAUAUUUGAAUCUUGAAUGGUAGUUAGUUUUGAAAUAGUUUCACAAUA